Equus caballus (horse) is the source of this 4060-nucleotide messenger RNA. The record is from RefSeq and is a predicted model, not a curated record. NCBI's taxonomy places the organism in Eukaryota, Metazoa, Chordata, Mammalia, Perissodactyla, Equidae.
CCGGGACCCGGAAGGGGCGCGGCUACAGGACCCGGUGGGGCAGCUACGCGGGGUCCUCGUGCGCGUCCCACGUGGGCCCGAGCGGAGCGGCGGGCCCGGUUCGCCAGGUCCGGACGAGCCUCCCCGCCGGCCAUGGCAGCCGCCGACGGAACGCUUCUCCACUUUUCUGAGCCCCAGGCCGCCGCCCCCAGGACGCUCUCCAAACCCCGCCGGGCCCGGGAGAGGCGGCAAGCAGAGGCCACCAAAAGAAAGUACCAAGCGUCCAGUGAGGCUCCUCCAGCGAAACGGAGGAGCAAGACAUCAUUUCUCCCAGCCAAGAAAACUGCUAAAGAAGCUCAAAGGACUUUUAAGGGGAAGCCUCAGAAAACGUUUUCUCCAAAGAAGUCUUCGGCCGGUACAAGUGACAGAAACCAAGAGCAGAAACCGUGCGUUAAGACUUCGUCAUUGUUUAAAAACAACCCUGAAAUUCCAGAGCUCCACAGACCUGUAGUAAAGCAGGUGCAAGAAAAAGUGUUUACUUCAGAUGCUUUUCAUGAACUGGACCUCCACCCACAUUUAAUUUCCACAAUAAAUACGGUCUUAAAAAUGUCUAGUAUGACCAGCAUUCAGAAGCAAAGCAUUCCUGUGUUGCUGGAAGGCAGAGACGCCCUUGUGAGAUCCCAGACGGGCUCAGGUAAAACUCUUGCCUAUUGUAUCCCUGUGGUCCAGUCCCUUCAAGCAGUGAAAGCAAAAAUACAGCGCAGUGACGGCCCCUAUGCUCUGGUACUAGUGCCAACGAGAGAGCUGGCUCUACAAAGCUUUGACACUGUCCAGAAACUGCUCAAGCCAUUUACCUGGAUUGUGCCUGGAGUGUUAAUGGGAGGAGAGAAGAGAAAAUCAGAAAAAGCCAGACUGCGGAAAGGAAUAAACAUCCUCAUCUCAACUCCCGGACGUCUGGUGGAUCAUAUAAAAUCCACAGGGAACCUUCACUUCAGUCGGGUACGCUGGCUGAUUUUGGAUGAAGCGGACAGAAUCUUGGAUUUGGGUUUUGAAAAGGAUAUCACAGUGAUACUCAAUGCUGUAAACGCGGAGUGCCAGAGCCGACAGACCGUCUUGCUGUCGGCAACGCUCACGGAAGGCGUUACACGGCUAGCUGGUAUCAGUUUACACAACCCAGUCAGUAUUUCUGUCCUGGAUGAAAGCCACGAUCAGUCUAACCCGAAGGGCAAAGCAGUUCUUGAAGUCUCCCCUCCACGAACUAGCGACGAGCUGGACAGCUUUGCAAUCCCGGAGAGUCUCGAUCAGCACGUGACGUUGGUGCCCAGCAAACUGAGGCUUGUCUCCCUUGCGGCCUUCAUCCUGCAGAAAUGCAAGUUUGAAAAAGACCAGAAGAUGAUUGUCUUUUUCUCGAGUUGCGAGCUAGUGGAGUUCCACUACAACCUCUUCCUCCAGACCCUGCUGAGCAGCUCAGGGGCCCCGGCACCAGGGCAGCUACCAUCUGCCUCCACGCGAUUAAAAUUCCUGCGGCUGCAUGGCAACAUGGAGCAGGAGGAAAGAACAGCAGUGUUUCAGGAAUUCUCACACUCCAAAACAGGCGUCCUCCUUUGCACGGAUGUUGCAGCUCGGGGCUUAGACCUCCCUCAAGUCAAGUGGAUUGUUCAGUACAACGCUCCGUCUUCACCUGCUGAAUACAUCCACCGGAUUGGGAGAACCGCCCGGAUUGGCUGCCAUGGGAGCAGCCUGCUCAUUUUGGCUCCUUCGGAGGCAGAAUAUGUCAACUCGUUGGCUUCUCACAAAAUCAAGAAUCUAUGUACCUGUGGAAAGCGUUUUCAGAAUUGUGUGUUGUCAUCCCCCAAGAGGAAGUGCAGUCAGUGCAGCUUAGCAGCCUGUCUCUCACUCCACAGCGUCUUUUCCACCUUCCGUCCUAGACCUGCAAGUGCACAUUCCUGCCAUCCUUCCCGUCAGCGGCUCCCUGGAUGUUCUCCCGUGCUCGUUCGCUCGGACGUGCUCUUCUCCUCAGAAGAAUGAGUGCCAACAGUUAUGAGGUCAAACGAUAAUUGUCCGGCACCAGAGUUAUCAGCACAGCCUCUGCCUCUUGGCUCCGUCACUUUUCUUUAGUACACUCAUUCAAGUUGUUUGCUAUGAAAGGUUCAGAUAUAAACCUAAGAUGGAAAAGGGAAAAUAAUAAUACCAACACGAAUUAUUAGCGAGCCAGAUAUAUUUUAAAGAUAUAAAAACACUCAUCCUCUGUGAUGCUCUCAGCUGGAAAAACAGUGUGCCAGCAGCAUUCGUGGAAGAAUCAAGGUGAUGUUCCCAUUCGGGAGACGACCCAGUGGUGCCGGGGCCUUGGACAUGGAGAGGAAGUUCGGAAGAUUGAAGACGGGGAAAUCCCGAGAGGAAGAGAUUGGGGUGUUGUGUGAGAGGAUACACAGGCGCUGUAAGAACGUUCAUGUAAGGGCAGUGAGUCCAGCAGGAGUCCAGCCUCGCUGCUUUCUGCCCUGAACCUUCACCUGUUGAAGUGCCUGUGCCUGCAUCAUGGGCUAGAUGUGGUCGACCUAAAUAAAUAUCAGAACCUAAGUUAUGAUGCUGUAACCGUGUGUUAUCCUUCCUGAAUUCUGUUUGAGGAAGGACUGUGUGUUGGAUAUCUAUAUACAGACUGUUUCUUUGACUUAAUACGAAAAAAAUUACAUCUAAUAAGAACUAGUUGCAGAGUAUGCAGUGGAAAGAAGCAGACUUGACCAUUUUGGAAUCCAAAAGGUGCACUCCUAAAUAUUGAAAAAAGAGGAGGAGGAAGAAGUGUGUAUAUGUCUCGUACCUGAGAGCCAGGCAGCGGGGUGCUGGAGUGGCUGAUGAAUUACAGGGAAGAUUCAGGAAGGCAGCAGAGGCUCUCGGCAGCAAGGGCCAUCACAACAAAUUGCUGCCUGCCUUCAUACACCAGGCGCUGCAGAACUCACCCUGACAAUUUAAUUUAGCUCACGGGGCGGCAGACAGGUGCCCUGGGCUGUGGCCGCCUCUGUCUAAAUGCUCCGAACUUCGUUUCUACCUCUUUUCUUGACUUCUUUGUGUUUGCCAACUUCUUAGCUUUUUUUCACUUCUCCUUUAAACGUGUUUCUCAUGAAAGUCAUCGUUGGUUUAUUAAAAUGUAAAUGCUUCAUCCAAAACAUGUAUUUCUUAGAUCAGGCAUAAGACAGUUCCCUGAAUUUAUUUAUUUAUCUCUUUUCAUAGUAAGGUGGAGUAAUUCAGAUCUGUUGAUAGAACCAUAAAUAAGCAGAGUAGAUUUGCUUUGUUCCUCAGAAGCAACGAUUUCUCGGAAUAGGAGGAAGUCCCUUUUAAACUGUAAAUCACUCCCAUUCCUUCUCAGCUCCUGUUCACUCAGGGUGAAUGGUCCCCCAAUGUUGUCAUAUGGACACACACACAGCGUUUGAGCCGUGCCCUGGCUGGAAUGUCCACGCUCCCAUGCAUUGGGGAAACCUGCCUUUCUGUGGCAUAUUUAGUUUUCUGUAUCCUGGACUGUGAAUGGCCUUAUUCUUUUUUUCUUUCUCCCUGCUUCAAGAUUUGACCCCAAGUUCUUAGGUUUGUUUUACUUUGGUGUUUUCUCCACUUUUGUUUCUCAAGGAAAAAAAGUGAUGAGUAGAAGCAAGUCAGAUAGACAAAGAAAAAGAUAGGACUGGGCUGUGUUUUCACCUUCCUUCAGGUUUCCAGGCAUGAAUAAGAGGCAAAUUCAGUAGCUGUAACAUUUCUCUCCCAUAUGAAAAAUAGAUUUUCCAUGAAAUCAUGAGCAUUUUCCCCCCGACUCCUGCCCUCCCAUACAGACCCUGCCUUCUUCAGUUGACUCUUGCUACUGUAUAAAGAUUUCACGUACCCGUAGGGCUGCGAGCUGGCAGCAGAGAGAGUGUGGAGGGUGGGGGUGUUCAGGGAAGUGGUGACGCAUUUCAGGUGAAUCGCUGUCAGAAACGUGACAUUUUCAUUCAUAGCUUUGUCAGAGUAACCUUUAGGGGAAAGGGGGAGAAUUGUUUUCUCCCACAUAAGAGGUUGCCAUUCAUGUUUUAAUUUGCUGUUACAUUAAAAAAAAAAAAAAAAA